GCGUCCUACUGGAGCGCAGGACCUGGCUUGGCUAGAGGACACCCCUGACCUUGGUCUCGCCCUGGUUCCAGGUCUGUGCCAGGACCAUGGGCGCCGCGCUGGGCACUGGCGCAUGGCUAACCUCCCUACCUCGCCUAGCCUGCGGCAGCCUUCGGCGCCAGGCACUCUCCGCGCCCGCCCAGGGAUGCCAUUCCAAGCCCGGCCCGCCUCGCCCAGUACCCCUGAAGAAGCGCGGAUACGAUGUUACCAGGAACCCCCAUCUCAACAAGGGCAUGGCCUUUACACUGGAAGAGAGGCUGCAGCUUGGCAUCCACGGCCUGAUCCCUCCCUGCUUCCUCAGCCAGGAUGUUCAGCUCCUCCGCAUCAUGAGAUACUAUGAGAAUCAGCAGAGCGACCUGGACAAGUACAUCAUCCUCAUGACUCUCCAAGACCGCAAUGAGAAGCUCUUCUACCGAGUGCUGACCUCAGACGUGGAGAAGUUCAUGCCCAUUGUGUACACACCCACUGUGGGGCUGGCCUGUCAGCACUAUGGCCUCACCUUCCGCCGACCUCGUGGGCUGUUUAUCACCAUCCAUGACAAGGGCCACAUUGCAACAAUGCUGAACUCUUGGCCAGAGGACAAUAUUAAGGCUGUGGUGGUGACUGAUGGAGAGCGCAUACUGGGCUUGGGAGACCUGGGCUGCUACGGCAUGGGCAUCCCUGUGGGCAAGCUGGCCCUGUACACAGCAUGCGGAGGGGUGAACCCACAGCAGUGCCUUCCUGUCCUGCUAGAUGUCGGCACCAACAAUGAGGAGCUUCUCAGAGAUCCUCUGUACAUCGGCCUGAAACACCAACGUGUUCGUGGGAAGGAGUAUGAUGACCUGCUGGAUGAAUUCAUGCAGGCUGUGACAGAUAAGUAAGUGGACCAUGCUGCCCC
Rattus rattus (black rat) is the source of this 916-nucleotide messenger RNA. RefSeq names its product NADP-dependent malic enzyme, mitochondrial. Gene Ontology annotation, biological process: pyruvate metabolic process; malate metabolic process. Gene Ontology annotation, cellular component: mitochondrion. The record is from RefSeq and is a predicted model, not a curated record. NCBI's taxonomy places the organism in Eukaryota, Metazoa, Chordata, Mammalia, Rodentia, Muridae. The transcript is spliced from 6 exons. Gene Ontology annotation, molecular function: malate dehydrogenase (decarboxylating) (NAD+) activity; malate dehydrogenase (decarboxylating) (NADP+) activity. The coding region runs from base 87 to 899 and encodes 270 amino acids.